Messenger RNA from Coniophora puteana RWD-64-598 SS2, 459 nucleotides. RefSeq lists its product as uncharacterized. The record is from RefSeq and is a predicted model, not a curated record. Bases 1 to 459 code for a protein of 152 amino acids. The transcript has 6 exons. NCBI's taxonomy places the organism in Eukaryota, Fungi, Basidiomycota, Agaricomycetes, Boletales, Coniophoraceae.
AUGAAGUUCUUCGUCACCGCAGCUGCCUUGGUUUCCCUCGUCCCCGCCAUUCUCGCCGCGACUAUCAACACCCCGACUAAUGUCGUCGAGUGCGAGCCCAUCCAGUUCACCUGGACUGGCGGCCAGGCUCCCUACUACCUCUCGCUCAUCCCCGCCGGUCAGCCCAGCGCCAACCCUCUCAAGACCUUCCCCUCGCAGACGGGCACCUCGUACUCCUGGACUGUUGAUCUCCAGUCUGGUACUGCCUUGAGCGCCGCGCUCAAGGAUUCCACUGGUGCCAUUGCCUACUCUGACAAGUUCUCUGUCAUGGCCGGCACUUCGACUAGCUGCGCCAACACCACUGUCAGCGAGGGUGGCGGAUCUGGCUCGUCCUCUGGUGGUUCGUCCGGCGGCUCUUCUGGCAGCUCGGGUGGUUCCUCUACCUCGGGCUCUGGCUCCAGCCCCUCUGGCAGCUCGUGA